Condylura cristata (star-nosed mole) is the source of this 5705-nucleotide messenger RNA. It is a transcript of the gene KCNK18, whose product is annotated as potassium channel, two pore domain subfamily K, member 18. The record is from RefSeq and is a predicted model, not a curated record. The coding region runs from base 1351 to 2487 and encodes 378 amino acids. The transcript has 3 exons. Gene Ontology annotation, molecular function: potassium ion leak channel activity. Gene Ontology annotation, cellular component: membrane. NCBI's taxonomy places the organism in Eukaryota, Metazoa, Chordata, Mammalia, Eulipotyphla, Talpidae. Gene Ontology annotation, biological process: potassium ion transmembrane transport; stabilization of membrane potential.
GACAAAAACCAACUCUAAAUGCCCACUACAGGUGACUGGGUAAAGAAAUAUGGAAGACAUACUCAAUGGAAUACUACUCGGCUUUAACAUUCGUGAAACAGUGCCUCUUGGGACACCUGGGUUCCUUCCAGUGUGUCCCAAAUGCUUGAAUUGUGGUACCAUCACCCUGUUACCUCCCUGCACACCACCCCCGCUCUCCACUGGGGAAGUGUUUCCAGUUGGACAGCCACUUUGAGCUGGGGGCUGUCUACAGAGAACCCCUGCUAGUCCUAAAGCCCCAUGUUAUGUUAGAGGCUGCUUUCUCAGACCGGUCCUGGUGCCAGUUAUUACAGGGUGGGUCUCCUGUCAAGCAGACAGGAAGCAUCAGGAGGGGAAAAUCUUCACAAGUAAGGAAAGGAAGUGAGUGGAUGGGAUAAGUGGGGUAGCCUCCCAAUCACUGUGCAGAGCUGGGGCCGACAGGGAGUUCUGGAACAAAGCUGGAGGAAUGGGGCAGAUGUGGGUAGGUCCUGGGACCCUGCCUUGCUCAGACGCUGGUUAGGGACAUCCCAGAGGAGAGGGCUCAAACGUUGAAGCAGAUCCUGUGAGAAAGAGCUGGAGCCUUUACGAACGAUACUUCUAGAAGGCAUAGAGAAUCCUUUCUCCCGAGGGGUAUCCCAUCAUGUGCACAGCUCCACACCUGCCGCGUGGGGCGUGUCCUUCUGAAGCCUGGGGGUGGGGAGCGCUCCCAACAGCACCUUGUAAACCAGGGUCCACAGUGACUCUGCUGACACCCAAUCGCUAGAGUGAGUCACGUGGCCUCGCCCAAACCCAGGGGCAAAUACUUGGGGCCACCGGGAGGCUGGGACCGCGUGGGCGCGCCACGGCGAGCACAUUAUCUGGCCACUCAUUAGACCCACAGCGGAGACAGUCCCCGUGUAAGGGGCAGCGCUCUUCCUUCGCCUCGUCACUGCCUGUCCAGGGGACAGACGCCCUCGAGGAAGGACAAUUACGUGUCUAAACAUUCAGAUUUGGUACCUGGAAAUCAAAAGUGCAGCUUUGCGAGGGGAAGGCCAAGCAAAGCACAAAGCAAGGACCACCGGGCGUCCCGGAGCCCCGCGGGGCAGCUCACGGCUGGCGGCACUGCUGGGUGCAAGUUGCCUGGUGGAUCAAUAGCAAUUUGGGGCGCUAGUGGGGGCGCCAUGUGAAUAACUCGACUGAGCUGAACUCAGAGUGGUCGGCUUCCCGGUCCUUGGGGAAGCCAGUGCCAUCCACUUAGCGCUGGCGCCGGGCCAUUCUCGGGCACUCCCCCGUCCCCUCCCCCUCCAUGUUUCUGCCUCUUCCGCCAGCUCCUGGGUCCAGAGCCCGAGGAGGAUGGAGGCUGCGGGACUGCCCCGGGCCCAGCGGUGCUGCCACGAGGCCCUGGGGAAGCUCUUUCCGCGCUUCUGCUUCCUCUGCUCCCUGGUGACCUACGCACUGGUGGGCGCUGCUCUCUUUUCAGCCAUCGAGGGGGGCCGGGACCUGAGCACAGAUGACCUGGAGUUUAAAGCCUUCUUGAAGAACCUCUGCAGCAUCUUGAAAUGCAACAAAACAGUUGAGGAAGAUAGGAAGCAGGACCUUGGGUUGCUGCUGAAGACGGUGAAGCCCCAGUGGUUCAGCAGCUCUGCCGACUGGUCCUUCCUGAGCGCCCUCUUUUUCUGCUGCACAGUGUUCAGCACCGUGGGGUACGGCCACAUCUACCCCGUGACCAAACUUGGCAAGUACCUGUGCAUGCUCUACGCCCUCUUUGGCAUCCCUCUGAUGUUCCUGGUCCUCACGGACACCGGCGACAUCCUGGCGACCAUCUUAUCUAAGUCUUACCAUCGGUUCCGCCGACUCUGUCUGCGGGGCCCUCGCCUCUCGGGGUGGCGCCCGGCUCUGUUGCGAUGCAGGAGACCCGACCCCAAGCCCGCGGAAGAAGCGCUCCCGAGGAUCGUCAUCCACCCUCAGGAGCUCCCGGGCCCCUCCUCGGACAGGUGCCCUCCGGCCCCUGGCACCAACUGCGAGCUGUUCGAAAAACUCCUGGCUCAGGAGAAGCAGCACACCCUGCAGGCGCCCCCGCGCGGGGUGGAGCGGAGCAACUCGUGCCCCGAGCUGCUUCUGGGGCGGCUCUCACGCUCGGUCAUCAGCAACCUGGACGAGGUGGGCCGGCAGGUGGACAGGUUAGACGUGCCGCUCCCGGUCAUCGCCCUCCUGGUGUUCGCCUACAUUUCCUGUGCAGCCGCCAUCCUGCCCAUCUGGGAGACACACCUCGACUUCGAGAGCGCCUUCUAUUUCUGCUUUGUCACGCUGACCACCAUUGGUUUUGGGGACAUCGCUCUAGAGCACCCUCACUUCUUCUUGUUCUUCUCCGUCUAUAUCAUCGUUGGGAUGGAGAUUGUGUGCAUCGCCUUCAAGUUGGUGCAGAACAGGCUGAUUCACAUCUACAAAAAUCUCAUGCUGUUCUUUGCAAGAGUUUUACCACCCUGUUAACGGGCGAAGACUCUGGCGUCUGCGGGGCGACAGGUGCAAGGCGCGGGGUUCCCACGGCUUGUACUCCAGGGCAGAGCAGUUACCCCUUGGCGGGAAUGCCAGCCUGUCGCCCGAGACCUUGGAACUUGGCAACGAAUCCUGCAUGAGGGCCCAUUUCAGCCCUGCGGCUGCGCAGAAACACAGCCCUUGUCCUCUGUAUCAGGACAUCAGAAAAAAGGGCUCAGUCCUCCAAAGCCUAAUCCCCCCGUCGUCUCCAGUUUUCAAAAGUCUAACCUUAGGCCGAUGAAAUCAUCUUUCACGUCACAUGAUGUCAUCCAUCAUGACGUUAUGGGUGUCACUGGUGACAUGAAAAAAAAAAACUUUAUUCUUGCAAUUUGGAUUUUUGGCAAAUAAAGAUCUCCCCAUGUUGCAUCUUGUUUGCAGUUUACGAAUCAGCACCAGCCUGGGCAACCUCUUCCUGGACGGCUGCAUGAAUGCACGUGAGCUCAGCCCCCUCCCGGCACAUCGACAUCGCUGAGUGAGCUGUCACCUGCAUUUCCAGGCACGUGGGCUGGGUCCUGAGUGCAGCCUCUGUGCAGAUCGGCGUUCUCACUAAGCGGCCCCUGGGGCGCACCCCCUGGAUGAGUGCGCGUGCGCACGAGCUGGCGCCCUAGUAAGUGCCUUGGCAUGGGAGGUGUGCACUUACUGGUUGGAUGCACUCCUGAGCUGUUCAGGGAUGAGUUGGCACGUGAACGGGUCGGUCUACGUGACAGAUGCCAUAGGUGCCCGCAGGCCUGUUUCUCCAGCUCCUUGACCUGGAAAUGUCCGCCUGCAGCUCCAGCGUGCGCACGCGCAGAACAGGCUAGCCGGCCUUGGCACUAAGGCUUCUGGGAGCUGCCGCCGACCCACCGUGAGGGACGAUGAGGGGAGAAGGUGCCCUCCGCUGGGCUAACUCUGGGCCAUGGCGCAAGGGCUCCCACCUCCUCCAGUGGAAUGGCCCGGCUGUUCUCUAGCACACCCAGGACUGGCCUCUCCCACCUCCCUGCCUUCCUCCACCCUUCCUGGGGCGUCUUCAGAUUAGCACACAAGUCCCUGUCUCCGAGUCACUCUUGGGAUGACUCUUGGGGAUCCCUCCCGGGAGAGGUUGCUGCACAGUGUGUGAACUGCUCGGUGACGUGCGAGGCAGGAGAGACUUACUAUUUCUGGUCACUUAUUAGACAUGUCUUAGUUGAGAAAAUCAAAGUGUCUUUGCGAGAAUAUUGGAAAAGUCAACCUGUGUCCUCUGAUUAGCAAAAUUAGCUCCUUGCUGGGUGGAUGGUGGGACUUUCUCCAGCACGCAGACCCCCCUAUGGUCAGAAACCCCAAGUUGGAAGAAUCCAUGGAAAAUGCUGGGAGGUUCUAGUUUGAAAAGGAAGGACACACUCAUCUUUAAAGACUCCUCUGUGUUAGGUUCCAGUUCUUCUUUCUGGGUCUUUCCUCCUCCCUCCACAGCUAUUAGAUUUUCUGCCCCUUCAACUCUGACCUACCUCAGGAAAUGGAAUACACAAGGUAGAGCAAGACACAGAAUGACAGGAAGAAGCAAAAGUUGGGUUUCCGGCAGCAGCCUUGCCUGGGGCCUUCGUGAAGUGUCUUCACCUCCCAGAGCUCAGAACAGGCCAGCAAGGCCCCCAAGCCCAAAGGCAACCGAGGCUGGCAGAGCUCGCGGUCAGACCAAGGGCUACUCAAGUUCUGUCCAGCAGACAUUCAGUGAGUUCUUGCGAUUUUCCAGGCUCAAAGUAGAGUCCAGAGAGGAGGCUGUCUGCCCCCAGCGCAUGGAGAUCGUCACAGGUGCUGAGUCUGUCAGCCACUCCCUCCCUGUGGCAAUAACAAUUCCUGUUCACAUGUGAGCAUGGAGCGUUCAGGAAUACAGAUUAUGUGAAGUAAAGAUCCUGGCCAUUUGCUUGUUUCAUUCAUCACUGGGUGCUCUUGGGUGGGUCUAGGGAAAUGGCCCGGCAUGCCUGCUUGCUUCUUGCCUCCUGCACCCCACAUUCCAGCCACCUUGGUUCUUUACUUCCCCAGCCCAGUGCAGGAACGUGAAUUCGUUCCUUCCAGCCUUUGCUUGAGCUCCACCUGGCUUUCACACAGGCACCCCGGGGCUUCAAAGAACUCUGUCUCCUCCUCCCCCUCCCCUUGAGACUCAGAAGUCAUUGCUCUGGGCACAGGGAUGUAGAUAAGCCUCAGGUGCGUCUGACGUGUGGCCAGAGUUGAGAGUCUUGACACUAGCUCUCAGCCUGACACCCUUCUCCCUCGGAUGGAUGAAAGCUCACCUUCAUGGCACCUCCUCUGCGUGGAGUCCCCUGGCCCCUGGAAACAGCCCUCCCUGGUUUCCCCCAUAUUCCACUGUGACCUUCCUGUUACAGGAUAGCCCCAAGUCCUCUCCAAGCUCUCAGCCACCCAAAUAAAAUGGUUGACUCCUUUUUGCCAUAAUCAUUCUCUCCCCUUUUAAUCCUCUGUCCCAACUUUGCAGUGUCUGUCACUUAUGGGAGAACUCUGGGUGGAACUGACGCCCACAAUCUCAAGAGCAACCCCCACUGACUGCACCCCCACCACUUGUAGCCCCCCCCAGAUGAGUUCUUAAUCUGCCUUAUCUUCUCAAAUGCUCUCUGAAGUGCUCAGGUGAGGAAACUGAGCCAAGGACCUCGCUCAAGGACUCACUUCUAGUAAGUGAUGGAGCCAGGGUUUGCCACCAAGUCUAAUGUGACUGAAAUCAGUGGCCCUCUGUGGACCGCCAGCACCAGGAUCCAUGGAACUUGCUGGAAACUCAGAUGGUCAGGCUUCAGACAACACCUAUUGGUACAAAAUGCCAGUGGGUGAGCUCAAUGUUCUAACCAGCCCUGCAGGGCAUCUGAUGUUUUAUUCAGAACAGAUCUCAGGCUUGAAAACCACAGCUCUGCUCAGCUUCAUGGGUGGGCACCCUAUAUGGAUCAGUCACCUGGGAGAAAGCAGGUGGUCUGAACUGCUGGUCAAGGGGAACAGUGCUGAAGGGGUUCUGCCGGCUGGAACAGGCCUCCCAGCCAGAGUUGACACAGUGCCCCCAAAUCAGUGUUUCUCUAGGAGUUCAAAGGAGGCUGCUUCCUGCCUGGCAGGACCUCACUUCCAGGCUCUGAUAAAGACCCGGCAGGACCCAGCUCUGUGAGAGGGGCUUGGCUAAUCUCUGCCUGAGGAAUGAGAGGGCCUGAACUUGCCCAGAAACUUGAACU